AUGUCUUUAACAACCCUCCCCCCCGAAUUACUCUCAUACAUCGCCACUCACUUCCUCCCAUCUCUCCAAGACGUGUCAUCUCUAGCCAAAGCAUCUAAACACCUGUACACAAUCACUAACCCAAUCCUAUAUCAUCACCAAAUCUAUCACGAAGAUAGCUCGGCCUUACUGUGGGCCGCCACCCACGGCAAACCAGACCCUUGUACCCGCCUCCUGCAAGAAGGCGCAAACCCCAACACCCAAGAUCCCCAGAACAGAAGAACCCCGCUAUCAUGGGCUGCCGGGAACGGGUUCACAGAUGUCGUCUCGGUUCUUCUGUGCGCGGGCGCCCCGAAGAUAGACACUAAUGCGCCUGACGCACGGGGCCAAACGCCGCUCUUCUGGGCCGCAGGGAGAGGCCUGCAUUUGGCGCCCAAGAUGUGGAAUCCGCAUUCGGCCAUGCCCACGAAUGCCGAUGUCGUGCAGGAAAAGGCAAAGGCGGGAGGAGAAUACCUCGCCAUCGUAAAGCUGUUCCUGUCGAACAAAACCAUCCAGCCUGAUUGCCGGACCCAGCGCGGCGAAACACCCCUUGCGGUUGCCGCGGCGUCGGGAGCAGACGAUGUAGUAGAGGCGUUACUGCUCACGGGGAAGGUCGAUGCAAACUCGAAGGAUAACUUCGGGCAGACGCCGCUCCACGCAGCAGCGCGAAACGGGCAUAUGGGCAUCGUCAAGCGCCUCCUGGGAAUCGAGGGCGUGGACACGGACGCCAGGUCCACGAGCGGAGAAAGUCCGCUCUUAGGUGCCGCGGGGAAUGGACAUACGGGGAUUGUGGAAUUGCUGCUUGCCAUCCCUACCGUGGACCCGGACCAGCAGCCUAGUUUUGGAGACCGGGCUCUGUUAACGGCUGUUGCUGCGGGACACACGGAUGUGGUGGAGGUGCUGCUUGCUAACGAGAGGGUUGAUCCGAGCGCGCCGAAUAAACAGGGCGUCACGGCCCUUGUGAGGGCUGCGCAGCGAGGACGGACGCAUAUUAUGCGGUUGCUGCUUGCCAAGGGGGUCGAUCCGGAAGAGAAGGACAGGGAGGGAAGUACGCCGCUGAUGAUCGCUGCUGAGAGGGGGGAUGCCGAGGCAGUUGAGCUUUUGCUUUUGACGGGUCGGGUGCAGGCUGAUUUCGACUUGACAAAGAGGAAUAGGAAUAGUUCGGCCUUUAGGGCACCGUCGAAGUUGAAUGAGGAUGUUGUUAGGAUGUUGGAUGGGUAUAAGAGUCGGCAUCGAGGUGAUUCUUAA
Messenger RNA from Aspergillus affinis, 1266 nucleotides. Its product is annotated as putative ankyrin repeat protein. The transcript has a single exon. The coding region runs from base 1 to 1266 and encodes 421 amino acids. NCBI's taxonomy places the organism in Eukaryota, Fungi, Ascomycota, Eurotiomycetes, Eurotiales, Aspergillaceae. The record is from RefSeq and is a predicted model, not a curated record. Gene Ontology annotation, molecular function: protein binding.